AUGCGCCACCGUAGGUUUAAGAUUGUCCAUAGUGGCUUUGUUUCAUUUAAGCCUAAGGUAUCACCGGUGGAAUUAAGGUUGUCCACCGGCUCGACUCUGGCAACGUUUCAACUGUGCAGUAGUGUCCAAACAGGUAGGCUUGAAAGAGGAGGUAAGGCGAGAUUUAAGGAGAAUUUGGACAAGGUGGUGAGAGGUGUGUUUAGUUCGGAGAAGAUCGUCAUAACAAGUGACUUUAAUGAGCACAUUAGGGUCUUACCGGGAGGCUAUAAUGAUAUGCAUGGUGGUUUUAUCUUUAGUGAUAGAAAUGGCGAGGAAGCUGCCCUGUUAGAUUUUGCGAGGGCCUUUAGGCUGGUGCUAGUAAAUUCGAGCUUUUCGAAGAAGGAGGAUUACCUGAUUACCUUCCGAAGCGCGAUAGCCAAGACUCAAAUCGGCUUUCUGCUACUUAGGACGGGGGAUAGGAUGCUAUGUAAGGACUAUAAGGUCAUUCUGAGUGAGCACCUCUCGGACCAGCACAGGCUUCUUGUGAUGAACUUUUCUAUCAAGAAGAGCAAGAAGAAAUAG
This is a messenger RNA of Capsicum annuum, 561 nucleotides long. RefSeq lists its product as uncharacterized. Bases 1 to 561 code for a protein of 186 amino acids. The record is from RefSeq and is a predicted model, not a curated record. The transcript is spliced from 4 exons. NCBI's taxonomy places the organism in Eukaryota, Viridiplantae, Streptophyta, Magnoliopsida, Solanales, Solanaceae. Gene Ontology annotation, cellular component: nucleus. Gene Ontology annotation, biological process: chromatin remodeling.